CCCCAGACGGACAUAUUAUUAUAUUUGGGGGUCGUACACAGGAAUUUACUAGCGUUAGUCCAAUCCUAGCUUUGUUAGAUACGAACACAUAUCCAUAUGAAUGGUCCAUUCCUGGUAGUGCUAGUUUUAAUUCCCCACCAUCUAUUUAUGGAAGUACCGCAAAUUUAUAUUAUAAUUAUAUGAUAAUUACAUUUG
This is a messenger RNA of Dentiscutata erythropus, 195 nucleotides long. The record is from the annotation of a GenBank genome assembly. Lineage: Eukaryota; Fungi; Glomeromycota; Glomeromycetes; Diversisporales; Gigasporaceae.